This is a messenger RNA of Cordyceps militaris CM01, 387 nucleotides long. RefSeq names its product Killer toxin, Kp4. Lineage: Eukaryota; Fungi; Ascomycota; Sordariomycetes; Hypocreales; Cordycipitaceae. Gene Ontology annotation, cellular component: extracellular region. Bases 1 to 387 code for a protein of 128 amino acids. The transcript has a single exon. The record is from RefSeq and is a predicted model, not a curated record.
AUGAAGACGGCAACUCUGCUGUGCCUCGCCAGCGCGCUCGGCGGGUGCGUCUCCGGGCUGGGCAUCAACUGCCGGGGCUCCGGGUUCUGCCCCUCGGACGGGGCGGCGGGCAACCUGAUCAACCUCAAGGCGAUUGUGGACGGCAUCGCGGACCGCGGGCGGGGGUACGCGACGGGCCAGCAGAUUGCGUGCACCGGCUCGCUGUGCGCCUUCUUUCAGAACGGCGCGUCCGGGACCGCCGGCCAGGCCUCGGCGCUGCUCCAGCAGCUGCUCGACCACGGGUGCAAAAAGUGCGGCUCCGUGCCGACGCAGCCCGGCAACGACGUCUCCAGGGGCGAGCUCACGGUCAAUAUCGUCGGAGACGCCCACUGCCAAGGCGCGUGCUGA